Meira miltonrushii is the source of this 2311-nucleotide messenger RNA. RefSeq lists its product as uncharacterized. Gene Ontology annotation, biological process: regulation of DNA-templated transcription. The transcript has a single exon. NCBI's taxonomy places the organism in Eukaryota, Fungi, Basidiomycota, Exobasidiomycetes, Exobasidiales, Brachybasidiaceae. Gene Ontology annotation, molecular function: DNA-binding transcription factor activity. The record is from RefSeq and is a predicted model, not a curated record. The coding region runs from base 249 to 2153 and encodes 634 amino acids.
CAUCAAAGGAAGAGAAAGAGAAAGGAGAGGGAUCAUCUUGACCACUAAUGAUAUUCUCAUCUUUUAAUCAAACAAUCAUAUUAAACAGGGAUCUGGAUGAAUAUCAACUCGCUAAAGGACGUCAUCUUUUGAUGUCAAACCACGUUCAUCGUCAUCUUUUGUAACAACAACAACAACAGCAACACUCUCUUAAUCGGUAAUUCCGAUUUCCAUCCCAUUCGCAUUUAUUCAUUUCAACAUCUUUGAUCAUGCCACCUCUUUCACGUAAUCGAGCAGCUCCUUAUGAUCGUUUUACAGACGCAAGUGCUUCUGCCGUUUCAUCAGGUUACACAGCAGCAAUGUCACUCGGUCCACAACCAAAGAUGAACGGAUCCAUAGCCGAUUCAGAAGAAGGUGCAGAUUGGUUGCGAAACCUCAAGCAAGUUUCAGGUAUGUAUGAUGGUGGACCUGGAUCGGGUGUUUAUAUUGGCGAUCCGGCAAACGCACAAGAUGAUUCGGAAGACGAAGAUGAACUUGAUAGUGAAGGUGAACAAAUACAAAAUCGACCAAAGAAACGUACAAAAGGAGGAAAACCAUCAAAACGCAAUUCAAAAGGAUCAGUAGCGGGAAAUGAAGAUUCUGCAGCUGCAACGAGGAAAGCACAGAAUAGACUCGCACAAAGGGAAUUCAGACAACGCAAGCAACAGUACAUCAGGGCAUUGGAGACGAGGGUAGAGCUCUUGUCCUCUGAUCAUGACACACAAGUGGACAGGUUGCGGUGGGCAUUGCGUGGGCUGCUGGCAGAGAAUAAUCAAUUACGACAAAUUGUGGCAGCAUUUGCGUCUUUUGUUGGAUUGCAGCAGAUCGGUGGACCACUGCAAAAAGCAGGCGUGUCAAGGCAAGAUUUGGAAGAUCUCAUCAGUAACUCUGCUGAGAAGGUCAUGACAGAUGCAUGGCAACACUGGCCAGGAGCGAGAGAAUGUGAAGCAUUACGACAGAUUCGAUUGGACAGCAACCUUCCACCUGAAGGCUUGCCAGAGAGUAACAAGAUACCCGAGAGCGUCAGAGUUCGAUCAAACCCAACACCUCCAACAAUAUCCACACUUGGGACGAAUGCUUCCACCUCCAACUCCAAAAGUGCAUCGCCCAAGGUGAACGGAACAACUGCAAAUGAAGCUACAAAAGGAGGAAAGAAGAAGAAAGAAGCGAAUGGCAAGGGAAAAGGAACACCUCUAUCACCUUCUUCGAAUGCUGCAACGACUGAUACGACGACCACACAAGCUCAAACAUCCAACGAAGCUGCCACUCCAGCAACAAAUGCGCCAUCAUUCUCUUUGCCGCCGGGCGAUAAUGCUCAUUUGAUGGCAUCCUUCUUUGGUAACGGGCCAGGAAUGCUGCAAAGUCCUGCUCCAACUCCAUCUGCGUUUACGUUUACACCUGGUUUCUCGGGUAUGCCUACACCUUCGAUUGGACCACAAGGGCAAGAAUCUAAUGCGAUUCUGGCAAGCUUGUUUGGGUCAAGUGGAAUGUCAGGAUUCAUGGGACCAGGUGGGAUCAAUGGUAACCCUAAUCAAGGUAUGAAUCCAUUCGGACAACAAGGACCACCACAACAGCAUGGCGGACAAGAUAUGAAUGGGAUGUCAUCACCUUUCUCUCGUCAAAAGAUGAAUGGUGGAGAAGAACCAGAAGAAGUUCAUCGGGUAGAAGCAUUGGUAGCACAAUUACGCAAAGAACGUGAACGAUAUGGAUCCGGAAAAGAUCCGAACGAGCUCAACAAGAUCGGGAUGGCAUUAAACGAAUUGAUUCGACAUAUGGCAAACUUUCGCAGACAGCCAAGUUAUCAUUUACCUUCAGUUUUGGAACCUAGUGAAAUUCAACAAACUCGUCCGCAUGAUCCGUUGAUUGAUGCAUUGCCAUUCCCGGGUGUACGUCAAAACCUUAUCGCUCAACAAGAGAACCUAGUGAUUGAAGAUGUUGUUUUGAGUAUUUUGCAAUUCAGCACUCUACAUCCGGGAGACGUAACGGAUGAACAUAGUUGGGAAUUGCUUUAUGGAUUCUUGAUUGCCUACCCACAACUUGUUGAUCAACGUACGUUGGAUAAUGCGAACAGAUGGAGAGCAAGAAGAAAAGAAUCCAUUUUAACUUUUGAUGAUUUAACUUUGAGGCAUGUUUAAGAAACAAUAAAAAUACCCCCUCUCUUUCAAAAAAUGAUGUAGCACUAUGGGCACACGAUUGUCCGAACCAAAAAGAACCCUAUUGUAUUUCGUAUUGGGGCCGUGAUGUAAUACAAGUCUAUCGAGUAUAUCAUUGCAUGGUGGUCAGAGCCAGAGAG